This is a messenger RNA of Triticum dicoccoides, 1222 nucleotides long. RefSeq names its product probable WRKY transcription factor 33. Lineage: Eukaryota; Viridiplantae; Streptophyta; Magnoliopsida; Poales; Poaceae. The transcript has 3 exons. The record is from RefSeq and is a predicted model, not a curated record. Gene Ontology annotation, molecular function: sequence-specific DNA binding; DNA-binding transcription factor activity. Gene Ontology annotation, biological process: regulation of DNA-templated transcription. The coding region runs from base 62 to 1114 and encodes 350 amino acids.
CCGUACCAACUCAGCAGCACCACCAGCAGCUUCGCUUGCUCUCUGUGCCUCUCUGGCUGGCAUGGCGUCUUCUGGCGGCGCGCGCUCACCGGCGGCGGUGGUCUUAGACGACCUUGUGGAUGUUCGCGACCGCGUGGCUAUGCUGCAGACCGUGCUGCAGGAGUCUUCGCCUGGGGCGACCGUAGAAGCGGGGGAGCUGGUGGAGGGGAUGAUGGCCAAGCUGUCAAGCGCCUUGUCGGCCGUUCUCGGCACCGGCGACGGCAGCGUGGCGUCGUCGUCGUCGGGAGCAGGCGGGGGACCGGGCGGGAGGAGGAGGAGAACCGGCGCGGCGUCGUCCGGGCCGCACCGCCGGAGCAGCUCCAGGGGAAGGAUGAAGAGCCCUCUAAUCAAGACGGUCACCGCUACGACGCUCACAGAUGGCAAGUCAUGGAGGAAGUACGGACAGAAACAGAUAAAUGACUCAACUAACCCGAGGAGCUACUACAGGUGCACGCAUUUGCCAGAUCAAGGCUGCAAGGCCAAGAGGCACGUCCACGUAUCCGAGGCCAACCCGUCGGAGUACACCAUCGACUACUACGGCCAGCACACCUGCAGGGACCCCUCCACGUUCCCAUCGCUCAUCGUCCAAGGUGCCGCCGACACUGCCCCGCCGCCGGACUGCGCAAACCUCAUCAGCUUCGCGCCCAUCAAUGGAGCCAACCGCGCUUUCACCGCAAGCACGAGCACGAGCGCUUUUGCUCAUCAUCUUAUGAAAGAACCGGUUGAUCAUCAUCCAAUGCUCUUCUCCCAAUUCUCCAACUACAGCUCCUCGCCGCCGGCUCAGGAGGGUAUACCCAGUGGCUCGUCAUCGCGGGCUUGCCACGAAAGGUUCAUGCAGUACGCCGGCGGGCAAUUUGUGGACAUAACUGGCCGGAGUACGUCGCCGUUGACCGUGGGAUCAGCCCCAGCUGAGUACUGGCCAGUGGUGGGUGUUGCCGGUGUCGACAUGGAUGCUGGCGCGGGCAUGGACAGCUUCCCUUCCUCGCCGAGCAGCCUCGGGUUCAUGUCGGGAUCGUUGGGGGGAUCAUUUGGCAACACCGUUUGCGACGACGACCUGUUCAGCUUUGAUUCCUGACCAUGCCUAUGUGCAUGUGCAUGCUAAUUGAGCUAUUAGUUGGGUGUGCUGUCUAUGUAUAUAUGUUGUUGCGGGAUGUCUAUGUAUGUAUAUUGGGCAUGUAUGUAA